AUGGCGCGGUGGUUGUCAUUCUUUGCGGAAUACAACUUUACGGUCGAGUACAAACCAGGACGACUUAAUGUCGUCGCUGAUGCACUCUCACGUCGUCCCGACUUUGAAACAGUCGCGAAACCCAACAGUGAGACAGUCACUGUUGCGGUUAUGACGUCCUCAGUCCCAUCUACACCGUUGUAUGAUGAUGUGAGGCGGGCGUACACCCAAGAUGAUCGAUACACUACUCGCAACGGGUUACUGUAUUACACAGCCGUUUCUGGUGACACACCACGUGUUGUCAUCCCAGAUGAUACUGAUCUGCGUUUGCGGAUCAUGAUCGAGUAUCACGAUGCUCCUAUAGGAGGACAUCGUGGCCGAGAGAAAACAUAUCUCACGGUGAGUCGAGACUUUUACUGGCCCCGCCAGUAUCAGUUUGUGCGAAACCUCUACCGGUUCCGGCCGAGUGCUGGGAAUCCAUCUCAAUGGAUUUCGUCUUCGGGUUACCCAAAGACGCACGCGGGAAUACGGGUAUUCUCGUAUUUGUUGACAGAUUCAGCAAAAUGGUACACCUUGUGGCUGUACCAGAGUCAAUCACGGCAAGUGGCUGUGCUUGUGUCUUUAUUGACACCAUCUUCCGACUUCAUGGGUCGCCCCGUGAACUCGUAUCAGACAGAGAUCCACGCUCCACUGCUGAUUUCUGGCGUUCCGUGUUCAAAUCACUCGGAACGCGCUUGA
This is a messenger RNA of Peronospora matthiolae, 717 nucleotides long. Lineage: Eukaryota; Oomycota; Peronosporomycetes; Peronosporales; Peronosporaceae. The record is from the annotation of a GenBank genome assembly.